GGCCCACGUCGUCACUUUCCCAUUAAACGGACGAGGUGAAACCAUUUAACCCCCUACAGACGUGCAUCGCGUGGAACCAACACCAUCCGUCAAUCUCUCCCUCUCUCUCUCUCUCUCUCUUCCCCGGCACUAUAUAAAUAGUACUUCAAAUCGCUCGCUCUAUAGUCCAAGACAGUCGCACUACAGUCUACUCAGAGUUGAUUCAGUUGCGCACGUUGAGCUGAGUAUUGUUCUCCUCGUUGUCCCAAAACUUUUGGUCCUUGUUUGAAGAUCAUGGCCUCAACAAUCCUGAUGCACUCGAUCACUGCGAGUCCUAGGACCGCAAUCAACAUUAGCUCCAGGAUAUCUGUUCUGAGAGGACUCUUCCCUGCCAACCGUAGUCCUAGAUUGGCUCCACGAGGUGGCUUGCGUGUGAGGUGUAUGGCCGAGGAGAGCAAGCCGGAUCUGAACCCAUCCCCGAAAUUGAAAUCAAAGGUUAGCACCGACUUCACAGAUGUGUUUGCAUUCAGUGGACCAGCGCCAGAGAGGAUCAAUGGCAGACUCGCAAUGAUAGGCUUUGUGGCGGCCAUUGCGGUGGAACUGUCUAAAGGCCAGGACUUGUCUGAUCAGAUCAGUGGAGGUGGUAUUCCGUGGUUCAUAGGGACGAGCAUUCUGCUCUCGGUUGCAUCUCUCGUUCCGCUGCUUCAAGGAGUCACGGCUGAGUCAAAGUCUGACGGGUUGAUGACUUCUGAUGCUGAGUUGUGGAACGGAAGGUUUGCAAUGUUGGGACUAGUUGCGUUGGCCUUCACUGAAUAUGUUAAGGGAGGAAUACUUGUGUAGGGUUUUGGAAUUAUACACUCGUGUAAGUAGUUCAGAAUGUAAUCCUCAGAAGCAUAAUAUAAAGUGAAGCAUUGUCUCAAUUCAAA
Molecule: messenger RNA, 905 nt
Organism: Eucalyptus grandis
Lineage: Eukaryota; Viridiplantae; Streptophyta; Magnoliopsida; Myrtales; Myrtaceae
Product: early light-induced protein 1, chloroplastic-like
Exons: 3
Coding region: 274-819 (181 amino acids)
Source: RefSeq, a predicted model, not a curated record